AGGGGGAAAAAGUCACAUGGUCAGUCUCCCUUGCAGUUUUCAGAUUCUGUUAUCUUCGGAUGUAAAGAGAUCUGGGUGAGCUCCCGCUGGCAACUGCUGGUAAUGGGGGAAACCCAGUCAUCUGUUUACGAAGGGCCUGAUUCAAAGCUCAUGAAGGGGAAUUGUUCCCUUGACUGCAGUGGGCCCCUAAAUACGGCACUUAAAAUGGAAUUUCAGUAGUGGGCAGGAGGCCUGAAGUUCCCAUGUUGGGGCAGGGUCCUGCUAGUAUUGUACCGAAACGUUACCUGCUAGUGCAGGCCUCCUCAGCAGGAUGAGUUACAGCAUGAUGAGCCAGUGCCUGAGUCAACUUUCACUGCCAGAACAGAAUGAAGGGACCUUCACGAGAGCGGGAAUCAGGAUCUGCUGGUAUAGCCUCUUGCUGCUGCUGGUUUUCCACUGGGCUCCAAAAACAGCAGAAGCCCAAGAACGUAGAACUGUUGGUACAGGCUCUUCAGUGCUGUUGACGGCAUUGCCCACCAAUGACCAAACAGUCAUAAAACAUAUACAGUGGGAAUACAUAAGUAGUGUGCCAGCUCUCAGUGUUGUGGAUUACUAUGGAACUGGAACAGAACCUAUUAUCUUUAAAUCCUAUAAAGACAGAGUCAUUUUCUAUUCAUCCAACGGCUCCCUCUUGUUGAAAAAUGUACAAGAGACAGACAGCGGGACCUACAGAGCUACCGUCAAUUUGAACAAAAUUGAAGCCAGGCAAACUACACUGCUAGUCUUAGAGCCUAUGUCCAAAGCUCAGAUACAGAUAAACUCUACUGUGGCCGGUUCAUCCAUUGAAUUAUCCUGCAAGGUGCUGGUUGGCAAAGUGCAAGCUAUUGACUGGAAGAAAGAUGGGAAGCCCCUACCCAGGGACAGAUGUUACCAGGUCUCUGAAAACUUCAGUCUUUUGUACAUACCAGAAGCACAGAAAUCAGAUUGUGGAUCCUUUUCCUGCAAUGCCAGCAAUGAUAUAAGCUGGCAGGAAACUUCAGUGAAUUUGACCAUUGAAGGGAUCAGGCCUGCACUAAAGCUUGCACUGAAAAUUUCUACUGUUGCUCUUGUUAUUGCAACAACAUUGGCUGCUGGAUCUGGAUUGGGCUUCAUUAUCUUGUGCUGUCAGUCAGAGAAGAGAAAACUUACGGGAGAGCUGUGGAGAUGGCUUGUUGUAUUCAUCCAUGGGUUGGUGUGUGUCUCAGCUAUCUUGAUGUUCACUGCUGCUGUCUUCUGGAUGCAGGAAGAAGGUUUCUCCACAGCCCUUGUAUUGUAUAUGAUCUUCCUCACAUGGGUGAUCAUGGUAACGCUUCUCAUAAGUGCGGUCUUGGCAAUUUGUCCCCAACACCUGGAGAUGUUUAAAAAGAAAACAAUGCACCACGUCAUUCUGGAUACUGCAGCUCCUGGGGGAGUGAUUCUAGUUGUGUUGUUUGCCAUCUUCCUUACACAGAACAUCCAGCAUCUCCAAAGAAAAGGCUGCUCACCAUUUUUUGACAGCACAGCUGCCAUCCUUAUUGCUGCUGCAGUUUCUCUCCUUAUUCUUCUAGCGCCCUUUGUGUGGUAUCACAGGAAGAAAAAAAAACAAGAAAAGGAUCAACAAGGAAGAAAACCUGCAGAAGUAAGGAUGAAGUGCCCCAGAAAACCUUUUCAUUGGACUUUGAAAAUUUUUUCAUUGGUUCUCCAUAGUACAACAAAAACGGAGAGAUCUGUUAAUUCAGCCAGGACUUUUCUGAGCUUCCAGUACUUCAAAACACUUUACAACUGCUUGUGUAAAUGUAUAGUUACACACAGGACUAUUGUUUAACAUUUCCCAGUAAAACACCACAUCUUUUUAGGCCAGGAAGGGAAGAAUUUCACAUGCAAUUGAAAAGCUGAGAAUUUCUGGAAGCAAAAUGUAGUGAAAUAAGAUGGACUGUAGCCAGGACAGUGGGAUCAGCUCUGCUGCUUUUCUAGUGGCACUCGUUACAUUUUUCAUGACCUGGCAGAGAGGAGUUCUGAAUUUUGCCUCUGCUCUGCAUGACAGAUGCCUCCAAUGCCAUCCCUGGCCAUCAGUGCAAUUCUGAUGUCAAGCUAGAUUGUAGAGGGUGACAAUACUCUCUUGCCCAGCCCCCUACAACUCAGCAAUAGCCUCUUGCUCUUGGAAGGAAUUGCAUGCCAUACAGAAACACCAAUGCUAGUUCUGGAAGCACCUAUUUAAUUCCUGGAGCUGGUCUCAUCAAGAGGUCUCGUUCCCUCUGCUGUCCAAGGAAGUGUCAUGCAUAGGCUCCUGGAAGUUGUCCCUUUAUUGUCCAGGCCUGGAGCUAUAACAGUCCUUGGAUGGCCAGAGGUGCAGAACUGACCAGCCAGCAAACAUGGUUGAAGGGAUGCUUGAGGUGAUAGCUAACGCAGCAGAACAAAUUUCAAACAUUUUCAUUGCUUUCCUAUGUAGAAACAGUUAAAUAAGGAUCCAGAAGCAGAAAGCCAGAAAUGAAAGGCUGGCAGUGGAUCGCCAGAGGUUACAAGAUUUCACCAUUUGAGAAUUUUGAAGAUGAGAUGGGGAAAAACCUCCAAACUACCUGUCAGCUUCACUGGCACCUAGGCCAAAUCAAUUUGGAAGACUUACAUAGAAGUUUUCUCCAGACUUCUUUCCAAAGAUUUUCUUCAGAAUAAUUCAUCUUCAUUCAUUCUCUACUGAGGUAAAUGAAGAAUUCAUUCCCCAUGUUCAUUCAAUCCUGAUCUUUCUCACACUAUUCCUUCAACUGCUCUCGAUCAGGGUUAGAAAUAGACCAGUUUUUCCCCCAAAAUCUCAUUUUGAGCUAGAAAUGGACCCGCGGCUUUGCUGCUCAAGUUUAUGGUAAGUAUGAGUGCGAGUGUUGUGUUGGGACAGUUGUUAGUUUGUGCAGGUAAUAAAUGAGGGGUGUAUGCUGUGGUGAGGGGCUGUGUGUGUUAGCUGUGUUGAUUUGUAUGUAGAAAGAGUUGGGCUGGGAGAUUUGUAUUGUGUGCACAUGACAGUUGGGCACACAGGUUGAGCAGUUGGUCCACCUUCUGUGCAGUCUCCCUCAUACAAUCAAUGAAAUUGCUGCAUGCAAAGUAGCUGUAGAAUAAGGGUAGUGAUUUGUUGUAUUACCCUGAUAUUACUAUGGUCUAGGACUCUUGGCAUGGCACAGACAUUCCAUACUGUAGCUGUACACUGCACAAGUGUAAUUUGGAAAGUCAAAAUGGCAGAGAACUUAAUGAGAUAUUAACAGAUUGCAAAACUCAGUGGUUAUUACUCCUGGUGAUAUUCUGAAUGAAGUGCACUCGGCCAUGAUUGCAGCUGACCAGCUGUUUCCAUUGCUUCACACUGACUCAGAGUAGGCUCCAGCAUUACAAUCCUCUUAUAUAAACUUUCAAAAUUUCUGAUUGUCAUACAGUUUCUCUCAUUUAUCUUGUCACUGAGUGCAAGAAACUAAAUAAUAUCUCAGGAGAGCUGGUGUGUGUGUGUGUGUGUGUGUGUGUGUGUGUGUGUGUUCCUUUUAGCCCCCUCCCCUUCCUUUUGCCAAUCCAUAACUUUUCAAAACUUAAACUUUUACAAAAAGUUAUGGCAUGGCAGAAGAAAAAGUGAAAAGUUACAAAGUGGUGUAGUUUCAUUUUUCUUGUUGCCACUUUUCUGAAUUUCAACUGAUUCUGCAGACAUCUUUCACAUGCUUAACUUUACUAGUGGGAGUAAUCCAAUGAUUUCAAUGGAACUACUCAGGAGUAAAGUUAUGCACAUUCAUACAUGUUUGUAGAAUUGGAGCCAUGAAGGUGUUCAGAAAAAUUGUGUCAAAAGGGAAAAAAUGGAAAAAGUGAAAGAAAAACCACAACCCCUCAAAACAAAAUCUUGGCAUUCAUUCUGUUUCAGUCAGUGGCAAAGGAACAAGGAAGUGGGUGGGAGACCGUGCAGUCUCAAAUUUCAAAAAAAGGCUUACUUUUGAGGAAAAAGAGAGAAGGGGAAGGUAUGGGGUGGGUUUUUGUUUUUAACUGUUUUUCUCACCUCUUCCAGUGAGAAAAGAGGAAAAGUAUUUGUUUUUUAAGUGAUAAAAAUGGGAGGGAAAGUCUGAAAACAAGUGUAUUAUUUCAGUGGCCAAAAAGUAAAACAAAAUGAAAAGUGCAAUUUAGAAGGAAACACCAUCUCAUUUCAAAGAGGAGGACAGAGGUGAAUGGCUAGAAUGAGGUGUGUCUUGAAAAGGAGUGUGUGAGUGCAGGGAUUAGGGAGGAGAUGGUGGUGGGGCUUACUUCAGUCUUUGCUGCGCAGAAAGGUGGAAAAAUCCUAUACACAUGGCCUUUUGUGGGUGGAUUGUGUGAUGUGUAUUCAUAGAUUCCAAGGCCAGAAGGGACCAUUGUGAUCGUCUAGACUGAUUGCCUGUCUGACACAGGCCCUAGAACUUUCCCAAAAUAAUUCCUAGAGCACAUCUUUUAGAACAACAUCUAAAACAUGUUGGUGUGUUGUGAGCGUGCUGGUGUGCUGAUGGUGCAAAGGUGUGUUAGAAGAGUGUUCAUUUUGGUGUGUGAUUGUGUAUAUGUGUGUGGGGGUGUUUGGUACAAUGCUUUGUGAUAUUUUUAAAAAAGGAAUGAAAACUCCUUAAUGGCGUAAUAGAAGAUAGGCUGGAGAGCCUGAAAGCUGGAGCCAAGGAAUUCUGAUAUAGAGGUUUUAAUAUUUUUUUAUAUUGAAUAUAUAUUCAAUCUUCUUGAUAUCUUAUUACUUAGCUUUUUAUCUUUUGAAAAGAUAGUGGGUUUACUGGGUUGGCGUGGAUUUUAUUUUCAAAGCUAAACAGUGUGCAUGUUCCCCUUAGCCUGCUUUCCAUUGCCAUAUCACUGUGGCUUGCCAUAAAUAGAAACAGUGGUUGCUAAUUUCUAUUUUGGUAAAAAUGGCUGGUUAUUGCUUUGUCAUCAGCUGAUCUUUGGUAACCCAAGCCCAGAACGUCAAAGGCAUUUAGAUCAUGGGGGUUAGGCAUCUUUGAGAAUCUGGACCCCAGUUUAUAUAUUGCCAGGACAUUUUAAAUAAAUCAUUUUGCUCUCUCUUUUGCUUAUAACAGAUAUAUUUGUAUUUUUCAUUUAAUACUUUAGUUUUUUGUUUUUGUCUCCUGGGCAUUUUUCCGAUCGCUGCCUAGAGGGUCAGAAAGGAAUUUCCCAGAGUUUUUCCCCUCUUUAAAAAGAGGGGUUUUCCCUCUGGGUUUUUGCCUUUCUCAGGAGAACUACUGAGGCCUAAAAAUAUAUUUUGCCAGUUUGACUCAGUUAAUUUGUUGGUAAUUUGACUCAAUAAAUUCACUGCCAGUUGGGCUCAAUAAAAAACUUUCAUUUUUAUAACUGAA
Messenger RNA from Chelonoidis abingdonii (Abingdon island giant tortoise), 5330 nucleotides. Its product is annotated as hepatic and glial cell adhesion molecule-like. Gene Ontology annotation, cellular component: cell-cell junction; membrane. The record is from RefSeq and is a predicted model, not a curated record. NCBI's taxonomy places the organism in Eukaryota, Metazoa, Chordata, Testudines, Testudinidae.